UAACUUCUGUGCUAUGAUCCCAAACUCUUAAAGUUUCAGUGUGGAAACCAUCUCUCUCAUCUGACAGACUUGACAGGAGCUCUCAGAGAGGGCAGGGUUUCAAGGGGAAAUGUCUGGAUUCCUUUCAGACCUGGUCCAAUACCGGAAGCUGUUGCUAAUGACUGUGGUGCUGGGAAUUGGUGGAACUCACCUCUCUGGUUUUCAGAUGUCUGUGAUCAAUUAUACUUCUCCGUACAUUCAGAAGUUUAUCAAUGAAACGUGGCUGGAGCGAUACGGUUCUGUGCUGCACCAGGAGACCCUCACCUUGCUGUGGUCCGUCAUUGUGUCCCUGUACUGCGUGGGUGGGAUGAUGGGGUGUCUGUGCAGUGGCUACCUGACUGCAAAAUUUGGAAAGAAGAAAAGUCUGUUGCUCAACGAUGUGAUCCUAAUAAUAGCCACGCUGCACACGGGCCUCAGCAGGACAGCCAAGUCCUUUGAGAUGAUCCUGGUUGGGCGCUUCCUUGAGGGCAUCGGUGCCGGAAUACAUCUAAAUACCCAUGUUCAGUAUGCUGGAGAGAUCUCACCCAAGAAGCUGCGUGGAUUUAUAAAUGUGACCUCCUCGGUGUUUUUUGCACUGGGAAAAACUGUAGCAAGAAUUCUUGGAUUACGAGAUCUUUUAGGAACUGAAGACACAUGGAAUGUGCUAUUGUCCUUCUCUGGGUUGGUGGCAUUGAUUCAACUGCUCUUUUUACCAUUCUUUCCUGAGUCCCCUCCCUAUCUCUUGCUGCAGAAAGGAGACAAAGCAGGAUGCUUGAAAGCCAUGAAGCAACUCUGGGGAGAAGGGAGCUAUCACACAGAAUUUGAGGACUUGAUGAAGGAAAAGGCUAUAACAAAAGGCACCAAAAUCAUGAAUGUGCUAGAGGUGCUGAGAGAACCAUCCGUGUACCCGCAGCUGAUUACCAUGCUCCUCCUUCUACUGAGUCUACAGCUCUGUGGCCUGAGUGCAAUCACCUUUUACACCUCAGAGAUUUUUCAGACUGCCAACCUGCAGGAAAGCAUAAUCCCAUAUGUAUCUCUAGGAGUUUCGAUCUCUGAACUCAUCUCUGUCAUAUUCUGUAGCUCCAUAAUAGACCGGUUUGGACGCCGAAUGCUCCUGUGUGGUGGUUAUUUGCUGAUGGCACUGAUACUGGUGUUGCUUGAAACAAGCCUCCUGCUGAGUGAUCAGUUCCUCUGGAUGCGUUACUGCAGUGUUGUUCUCAUCUUUUUAUUCAUCAUUGCUUAUGGAAUAGGACCAGCUGGAGCCGCCUCAUCUGUUAAUAAUGAAAUCUUCACCCUCUCAACAAGAGCCUCCGCUUUUGUCAUUGGUGGAAUGGUCAUCUGGCUGGGCCUCACUUUCACUGGAAUGAUUUUCCCCUUUGCUGUAAUGCUUCUUGGUCCUUUUUGCUUCCUCAUCUUCAUCGCUGUCCUGAUCAUUUCAGCGGUUCUUAUCUACAUAUUCCUCCCAGAAACAAAGGGAAAGUCAAUCUCUGAAAUCACAGAAGAAUUCAAAACACGCCAGUUUAAGAAGAAACGUCAUCAGGCUGUGGAGGUGAAUGCUACUGAAGAAAAGUCAUUCUGCACCAAGCUCUGAUAAGCUACCAUCAGUAACUUCCACUGACAAAAAGUCUUGUCUCAAAAUCGAACUGAAAACUGAACAUUAAGAUGGACUUUUCUCAAUGAAAUGCAACCCAAAAAGCAAUCCAGAGAUAACUUGUCAUGAAUCAAAGUAGUCCUGGUUUAUAUUCAUCUUUGCUUUUCAUGGUGAGAGUCAAUGGCUCAUUCCUAGAGCGACUGCAACAGGAAAACAAUCGCAAUGACAGACAUUUCUAAGAACUGCCGCAUGGAGAACACUUUCAGGCAUAACAACACAACAGUUGUAUUUCAAAUCUUUCUGCAUUGCUGUCAUUUUCAAGCAGCAAGACUUAUCUUUAUGUUUGUUACUUUAUAAGAAAAUUCUGCUCAAGAUUAAGAGCAGGAUGAAGAAAGGAUUAAACACAGACAUAGUUCUUGCAAACAAUGUUCAUGUCAUCUCAUGUCACUAUGAUAUCACACUGUUAAGGACCUAGUAUUGAUUGUGAACACUGCACAUGAACAAAUACCAAGUAGGACAAAGGGAGCUUGUAUUUCCUUGAGCUGACAUCAAGUAACUGUAUGUCCUGAUUGUCUCUAUAAUGACUGUCAGGGAUCAGCCUCAAACCCUGGGCAAUUGGUGCAGAAAACUCUCACUUGCCUUCUCUGGAGCAAACUGGCUGCACUCUCUGUGCAUAUCAGUGGCAACAAAAUCAGGAGGAAGUUUUUGUAAUGUAUUCUGGUGCCUCAUGGAUGGCACAAGCGUUAAUAAACAUACAGGCAGUGCUGAGAGAGCUGGAGGACCAGAGUCCUGGAAAGAGGGAGUAAGAGCCUUUGAGAGAGUACUGAGAAAGUAGAGACUUUGAAAAAUCAGCCCAUUUUAUACAUGAUUAACUGAUU
Molecule: messenger RNA, 2487 nt
Organism: Empidonax traillii (willow flycatcher)
Lineage: Eukaryota; Metazoa; Chordata; Aves; Passeriformes; Tyrannidae
Product: solute carrier family 2, facilitated glucose transporter member 11-like
Exons: 12
Coding region: 110-1609 (499 amino acids)
Biological process (GO): monosaccharide transmembrane transport
Cellular component (GO): membrane
Molecular function (GO): hexose transmembrane transporter activity
Source: RefSeq, a predicted model, not a curated record